Molecule: messenger RNA, 5791 nt
Organism: Didymodactylos carnosus
Lineage: Eukaryota; Metazoa; Rotifera; Eurotatoria; Philodinida; Philodinidae
Source: the annotation of a GenBank genome assembly
CCAAUAAACUAGACAGUUUCUAGGUGGUUUUUAGACAGUUAACACGUUGUCAACUGGCAGUUUUUAGGCAGACUGUAAACUGGCAGUUAAUGAGCAGUUUAUUGCCCGUCUUUUUUCUCCUGGGAACUGUUCAAAACAGUCAAGUCAUAGGAAGCAUAUUUUAUAUCGCAAUCGUGCUACAGCAUAAAUCAGUACAGUACGAACAUGAGGGUGUUAAAAUUUAACUAGAUCAGCACUUACCCAGUGGAAAUAGUGUGGAUAAGCAAGAAAGGAGCAUUUCUUAGUCAACUAAUCAUACUUUUCUGGUUCAAAUGAUAGAGGUAGUAAGAAAAGAUACUCUGUUCUGCCUUCUAUUACAAUCGCACUUCUUUUUCCCGUAUUAUCCGUAAGAUGCGGAGGUUUUCCUAUCUUCGCUUCCGCCGAGCGGAUUCUGAUAAAAUUAUACAUGCAUCUUCUACGCUGAUCACGAAUUUCACAUUUACGUGUGACUAGAAUAUCGAGUAGUGCGCUGGAGGAGCUGCACGCAUUUUUCGGAAUAAUACAAAAUUUAAGUUAUAACUAACACAACAACAUUGCGCCUUUUCUUCCAUACGUAUAUAUAUCUAAUGCUAUUAGGAUUUCAGGAGCACACACUAUACAUUAUAUGUACAUGUAAUAGAAGAACAUUUUCUUGUGCUUUUUCUUCCAAUCAAAAGUUUUUCUUUCACAAAAGUGCUUCUUCCAAUCUUACCAUUUAUAUAUACCGGUCCAAAGGUUCAACGCUUUUUUUUUAAAGGUUCCUACUAAUAUUGUCGACUAUACGUUAGCAUCUUUUAUUUCGUAGGACCUAUGCCAUUAUCAGAUGAUUUUAAAUGGAAGCCAUGCAGGACGCCGUCCAUACGUGGAUUGUGAUAUAUACGAUCCCGAUGUCCUACUCCGUUAUCAAAUGACGAUUUUCACACAACUGCACAUCCAGUUGACAAAAGCUAGUUAAAGGAGUUGAUUAUUCUGUUCGUCGGAUACCCCAGUAAUAGAAUAGACUAAUCCCCCUCCUCCUCAGGGAGACAUUAGUUUCCUGUUGGUAUAUGCUUGAUACGUUUAAUUUGAAAAAUACAUAUGGGUAGAAAAAAAGAAAAUGUUGUUUUGUGUGCCUAAAAAGAUUCCGUAAAACAUUCUUGAGCUUCCACAACUCUAUUAGACUAUAGAAUAAAUAAAGAUCAAUUGACAAAUUUCUACUCAAAAGGACAUUAGCGGUUUUUUUGAGGUAGGAUCUCGAAAAUCACGCUUGUAACGUCCGUAUAACUUUGAAAAUUCUCUUUUCCAUGAUAUUUGAUGGAGGACACCUGAAGAUAUUUUGAGGAUGAAAUAAAACGAAAAUCGGAUAAUGUCAUUUUAUGGGGCAGUGAAGGAGAAAGAAUGUCCUUAAGUAAAAUAACGUAGAUAAUGCCGUUGACGCCCAUAAAAAAUACUUUGUAGCAAAGAAAGAAGGUCAUAAUGACUACGAUAAGAGUCAGAAAAAAUGUUUGUUCACCGAUGCGUAGCAUCGAUCAUAGUAGGCACGCCCAACUGUUUCGUUCGUAUGUAUAUUUGACUCUUACACACUGUGUAUGAGAUAUAUUCUGCAUAUUGUGAAUUUAUUACGACAAUUGACUCAUGAUGAAGACAGGUAAGAACAAUUUGCAAAUUCUUCGGGUGACAGUGUGUUUCGCCCCAUACUUGAAACUGCUGCAACCUUCAAAGUCACGGACUAUCUCCUUGGGUGAGCAAAACCAACAUCAUCCUUACGGAGUAAUCAUAGAAUUAUGAUUGUGGCAGAUAAAAAGUACAGAUAAAGAUGUCUUUUCAAUUGGUGCAUCUGAGUGGAAUAGUCUGAUACGAAAUGAUGAAAGUCUAUUGACAAUGAAAAUACCAAAAUUACGAGAAGUAUUGAAAAAACAGUAUUUGGUCACAGAUAUUUUCCCCAAGCGCCUAAAAUUCCCUACAAGACGUGAUGAACUUAAUUUUAUGUGAAUGAAAGUAAAUUAUCCUCCUCCAAAUUACUAUUUGUUUCGUCGUAAGUGUGUAGAUUCGCCUAUUUGUAGCUGUGGAGAUGGAAACGAAAAUAUCAAACACUAUUUUUUAUAAUGUAAAUUAUGUAAUAAUGAGAGACAAAAUCUAUUUCAAAAAUUAUUGUUUCUAAAUACUGUAACGGUCGGUACCUUAUUGUUGGAGAAUUUAGACCUGGAUAUUGAUGAUUUAAUUUGUACUCUGGACGCAGUGACUGGCUACAUUCAGAGUACUAAAAGAUUUGAUAGCUAGCAGCGCAGUGCUUCUCACUCUUUUUCAUGGCGUUCGCGUCUCGAGAAUCGUCAAAGUCUGUUAUUUCUUUAAUCGUUAUGUGGCGAAACUUUUCUUAUUUUUCACUCAUCUUUUUUACUAUUUCAUAAAAAAGCUGACAUCUUCUUAAUGUAGGUCGGUAAUGGUAUUUCUUUAUCGCUGAUCUUUUCUUUGUUCAAAUCAAAUAAAUCAAAUUCCGUUUGACCGUUUCCAUAUCUCCUCAGGAGCAGUUUGUUCGAGCACUAGUGCUUCACAUGUUGCUCGAAAUAACCUAAUUUUAGAUGAGCGAACGAGAAAAGAUUUGCGAAAAACGCUUUUUAGAUGAAAAACGAUUUGAGAUGACGUAUCUCAGGGGUAUCCUAAUACGGAUACAUUCUGUAUCCACUGAGUCUACAGGACCUGAUGCAGCAAUGCGGACAAUACAAGUAUUGAGCUAACGUACAUAUGCAUACAUAUUAAGUAGAUAUACAUAUCGAUAUUUAUAUAUACCCAAGCUCAUGCCCAUAUCAAUCUAACUAUAUCCAUAUAUGCGCUUAUAUAUGAAUGUUGGGAUUGUGGAAUUUUGGAUAUACUAAGUACUAAACAGUAAGCUGUGUGUCUGGAGCAGGGGAGGGGGCCAAAGCAUCAGAGUGAAUGACGAGAAAGCAUUUUACUCGUUCAACUAGUAGCAGAGUAGGCAUAUUCCUGGAUCGAGUAAAAUCCCAGGAUCCCAAGCAUUUAUAAAUAUGCAGAUACAUAUAAAUACGGAUACCAGUACAGGCGAUAAGCGAAUACAGACUGUAUCCGUAUUAUGACAGCACUCCGUAUCUGGCCGACCCAGUGUUUAAAAAUUCUAAAAUUUCGAGUCUAGCGAUCCAGAUGUAGUGAUCCCAGGUGGCCUACCGAUUUGACAGAUCAAAAACGAAGUCUAUUUCUUUUAUCAUGUUACGAUCUAGUGGUUGUAUGCUCAGCCCUUGUGGUUCGAUUAUUAAAACCUCAUCAACAGAAAAACUUAAUCUUAAAUUAAAAUUUAAAUCUCUAUCAGAUGGCAACUGAUUUCAUAAGAACAAUUUAUUUUUCGUAUAACAGGCUUUCGGUGUGCGCUUGUGGAUUGAUGCAAAUGUCGUCGACGGUAUCCUUUUAACCUUCAGUCGUUACAGGACUUUAAAGUGAAAUUUUCUACUCUGACUAUUUAGACAACAAAGCCAUUAGUUAUGUUAAUGAAAAUAUACUGGUGGAUACGGCGGAUAAUCGCCCAAACCCUGACAGGAUUAAACCAGCUGUGUCAGUAAUAAAAGCAACAACACCUCAAGAUCGAUCGCAUUCGGCAAGUACACCGCAAGUAGACUAUCAGCCAGUGACUGCAGAAAUUACACCGUGUAAGAAUUUCCCCUUAUUUCUAAAUCUUACCAUUCGCUCGCUGGGUAUUAUUUUCGGCGAUAUUGGCACAUCGCCAUUGUAUGUUGUUAAUACAGUAUUCAAUUUUAAACCGUCAGAAGCCCAGUGUAUCGGUGCCAUCAGUCUAAUCAUUUGGAAUUUAAUAGUUGUUGUAUCAAUCAAAUAUGGCAUCUUUAUCUUGAUGGCCGAUAAUUAUGGGGAGGGAGGAACGUUUGCCCUGUGUGGUUUGUUGACAGGUGAAAAAAGUAAACUGAGUCGGAGAGCAAAAAAAGGGAUUACCAUUUUAGCACUAGUGGCUGCGUCUUUAUUACUCGGCGAUGGAGCAUUAACACCAGCCGUUUCGGUUCUAUCAGCUGUUGAGGGAUUAGCUGUUGAAUCCCCUCAUUUACAAGUUUGGAUUGUACGUAUCACCGUGAUCAUUCUUGUCCUUCUCUUUGUUGCACAACGAUGGGGCACGGCCAAAAUUGGUAUCACUUUUGGGCCGAUCAUGUUUCUAUGGUUUCUAUCCUUGUUUUUAAUCGGCAUUUGGCGAAUAACAUUUAAACCUAGUAUUCUGAAAGCAUUCAAUCCAUGGGAAGCAUUACACUAUCUGAUACGGGAGAAGAAAAGGGGUUUCUACCAAAUUGGUGGCGUUUUCCUGGCUGUUACCGGACUUGAAGCCUUGUACGCCGAUUUAGGCCAUUUUGGACGAUGGCCAAUUCGUUUUUCCUGGUUCUGUGUCGUAUUUCCCGCUGUGCUUGCCAAUUAUUUGGGUCAAGGCGCAUUGUUAAUUGCCGAACCAAAGUUGUUUGGUAAUCCAUUUUAUCAUUCCGUGCCAGACUGGGCUCAUUGGCCAAUGGUGGUUUUAUCAACACUAGCAACAAUAAUUGCAUCACAAGCAAUUAUCACCGGCAGUUUUUCACUAAUCAGUCAAGCGGUUGCAAUGCAAUGUUCAGUACCAUUUCAAAUUGUGCAUACAUCGAAAACAAUUAUCGGUCAAAUUUAUGUACCAGCCAUCAACUAUAUUUUAAUGGUUCUCACAAUUCUCGUUACAGUCGGAUUUCAAACAGGUUCGAAUAUAACAAAUGCUUAUGGUGUAACGGUUUGCAGUGUGAUGAUAAUAACGACUGUAUUAUAUAUGUGUGUAAUGCGUUACACAUGGCGUAAACCGCUGUAUCUCAUUUUACCGUUUGGCAUAUUUCUCAUUAUCGAUUCUUACACAUGGACGGCGAAUGCGAUCAAGGUUCCAGAUGGUGGAUGGGUUGCCAUUGUCAUAGCAUCUUGCUUUUUUAUUCUUGGCUAUUGCUGGUUUUUUGGUCAAAUGAACUUACGUCGUUUUCUCAACGUUCAUGCUCAUACAACAAGUCUUCACACACUAUCGAUAAGACUCGGCUUAUUGAAUAAUAAUACUCGACAAAAUUCUCAAUAUUCUCUUGCCGACCUUCCUGUUUUGGCCACGGCAAACAGAAUUAAUUUUGUACCUGAAUCCGACUCCGAUUCAAAUUCCGAUUCCGGUUAUGAAACAAAGUAUAACGGAAAGUUACCGAAAGUACAAAGUCGGAUAUUGUUAGUACAAAACGUGCCACUUGCAUCGUCAACCAAUAUCCCAUUCGAUUUUGACCGUACUAGUGCGGAUACGAGUAGUGCCAUCCCAGCCGUGGUUGCACCAUGUGUUGGCUGCUUUCUUACAAGUUCGAAAAAACAUACACCCCAUGUAUUCGAAAAUUUUCUUUCACGCAUGCAUACCAUACCGCAAGUGAUCAUAUUUCUUCAAAUUGAGCAUACGAAAAUACCGUCGAUUGAAAAUAGUAAACGACUUGUGGUAAAACUAUAUGGUGAAAAUAUAUUUCACAUCACAGCACUAUACGGUUAUGCCGAAUGUCGAAUAAAACCAUUCGAUAUUUUGUUACUCGCUCGUACUCAACAUAAUGUACCUAUACCUGAUGAUGAAAUGAGAGUGACGCUGUUCGUUCCAAACGAAACAAUAAAAGUAUCGACAAUUGGAUGGCGUAGUUGGAUCCGACGUUGGCCAUUGUACAUUUAUUCGAUACUGAAAAGUCUCUUUCCCGGGGCAGCCUUCAACAUUAAGUUGAACCCUGAGAACACCGUAAAUGUCGGCAUACUGGCAAAGCUCUCAUAA